AUAAACACGCAACGACCUCUUCUCAUUUGUCCAACAAACAAAGAUCAACUCAUCUACUCCAACAACAAUCAUCAGAACUCACCAAACGAAAACAAGACAAAAACAAAGAAAAUAGAUGACAAAAGUUCACCCAAAGUUCCCAAACACUUGCGAGGAGAGCUUGUGCGAUAGUAAAGCAGCAGCCGUUUUAACGGUGUGGAAGAAGUCCCUUCUCUUCAACUGUGAUGGAUUCACAGUUUACAACUCUAGUGGAGAUCUUGUCUUUAGGGUUGACAAUUACAUGAACUCUACUAAAGACAAGAUCGUCCUUAUGGACGCUUCCGGCUUACCUCUCCUCUCCAUCCGCCGCAAGAAACUGAGCCUGGGAGAUUGCUGGAUGGUGUACGAUGGAGAAACACAAAGAGACCCAAUAUUCACAGCGAGAAAAAACGUUAGUAUAAUGACAAACCGGAGGAGCUUGGCGUGGGUUAGCACCAAGAAGACAUUACUAUACGAGAUAGAAGGAUCAUUCGGCCAAAGAAGCUGCAAAAUAUUGGACGAGAGGAUGAACAAGAAGAAAGCAGCUGAGAUCAAGAGGAAAGAGGCAAUGGUCGGAGGAGUUGCAUUUGGAAAAGAUGUUUUUAAACUUAUAGUUGAAUCGGAGAUGGAGCCUCGUGUGGCCAUGGCAUUUACCAUCAUUCUCGACCAAAUGUUUAGAUAUUGAAUUUUCUUUUUUAAGCUUUGUAAGUAAUAUUAGUUCUUUGUUAUUGUGUAAUUUAUGCAUGUGUUUUUCUUAUAUGUUACACAAGAACGAGCCAAG
This is a messenger RNA of Brassica oleracea var. oleracea, 799 nucleotides long. Its product is annotated as protein LURP-one-related 8. The transcript has 2 exons. The record is from RefSeq and is a predicted model, not a curated record. Bases 116 to 703 code for a protein of 195 amino acids. NCBI's taxonomy places the organism in Eukaryota, Viridiplantae, Streptophyta, Magnoliopsida, Brassicales, Brassicaceae.